Messenger RNA from Rodentolepis nana, 762 nucleotides. NCBI's taxonomy places the organism in Eukaryota, Metazoa, Platyhelminthes, Cestoda, Cyclophyllidea, Hymenolepididae. The record is from the annotation of a GenBank genome assembly.
AGUGUUUAUACUCUGGGUGGCAUGGACGAGUUUCAAAUGAGUACAUCAAGAGUGGAAAGAAUCAAUCCACAGAAUGGUGAAGUGACCUUACUCCAACCAAUGAUUGAGGAGAGAGAUUUGCAUUCUGCAGUGGCUCGAAAUCAUGCAGUUCUAGUUUUUGGAGGCGUUAAUUGGCAUAGUAAAAAAUUCUUAGACUCGUGUGAGGAAUUUCUACCUACAACCAACACAUGGAGGAAACUGCCUCCAAUGCCAACGCCCAGGUCUUCCACGGGAGCAGCACAUAUCCCUGGUGUUGGUGACAUAGUUGUUGGUGGGCUUGUACAAAUUAGAAACUUAUCACAGAAAGUCGACAAAGCCGAAAUCUUUUUGACAACUUCAUCGCCUCUUGGACAUGCUGGCAGUUGGUGUGAAAUCACUCCCAUGCUUCAUUCGAGGACCUAUCCAUUAGCAGAAUUUUUUAAUGGAAAUGUAUACGUCGCUGGUGAUUUUAAUAAUUCAACUUCUUCUGUGGAGACGUUGUCCUUAUUUUCUGAAGGACCUCCCCAGUGGACCGAAGUGAUCAACGCCUCCUUUUCAACAGUUUCGAUGAUCUCUUUUAAUGGGAGUCUUUUGUUUGGUGGUGAGUCAUGUUUACUUCUAUUCAAUUAUUUCGAAAUUAAGUGGAAAUAUUUUCCUGUGUUAGAAAUUACUUGUUGUCCACAACAUAUUUAUCUUCUCUCAAACAGGGAAUUGAUUAAUUUGAAAACACGAGGUCAUAAAUAG